Molecule: messenger RNA, 1365 nt
Organism: Closterium sp. NIES-65
Lineage: Eukaryota; Viridiplantae; Streptophyta; Zygnematophyceae; Desmidiales; Closteriaceae
Source: the annotation of a GenBank genome assembly
AUGGGGGGUUGCGCCGCGGCGAUGGGGAGGCGCGGCGACAUCGCGAUUGCGGCGAGAGCGGCGAUGAUGGCGCUGGUGGUGGCGCGCUGCUGCAUGCCCCUCGCACGCGCUGCUCCCGUGGUGGACGGCGAGAUGGAAGCUUUGGAGAGUCUGGCACAAGAAUGGAAAGAGGCCGCGGGUACGAGCACGUGGAGCAGGGGCAGGGAUUGCGACAGCAUGGAUUCCUUGAAGUGUGAUGGCGAUGGGCAUGUCAUUGCACUCAACAUCAGAGGGUGCAGCCUCGUCGCCCCCCUGCCCACGGCUCUCCUCGCAUUGUCCCAUCUCAAGGAUCUUGAUUUCGAGUUUUGCAAUCAACUCCCUCGCUCGCUCCCGGAUCUCCCAGGAAAAAAUCCUUCUCCCAUGGGCCUCAGCACCGCCUCUCACGGCAAUCUCAACGCUUCCGUUCCGCAAGAGCUGGGCAAUCUGCAGCAGCUCACCCGCCUGAGUUUGUCGAGCAACCAUCUACCGGAGUCACUACCAGUCGGGCUCUCCCAGCUGCAGAAGCUGCAGUCUCUGGAGUUGUCGUGGAAUCAUCAAUUGUCUGGGGAGCUGCCUGCGUGGAUCUUCAGCCUCACAGACUUGACUUCACUACGCAUCACGGAGCCAACGCUGUUAGGGUCCAUCCCCGAGUCAAUAGGAGCGCUCACCAACCUCGAAGAUCUGGACCUACAGGCCAACAGCCUGAGUGGCACCAUUCCCGCCUUCAUUGGCAACCUGACCGCACUUCUCAACCUGAAACUCAACGACAACGCUUUCUCAGGCUCCAUUCCGGGGACAAUCGGUAACCUCAUUCAGUUGUCCGAGUUGGACCUACAGGGCAACAGCCUGAGUGGCACCAUUCCCGCCUUCAUUGGCCGCCUCACCGAACUUCGCAUCCUGAAACUCAACGACAACGCUUUCUCAGGCUCCAUUCCGGGGACAAUCGGUAACCUCAUUCAGUUGUCCGAGUUAGACUUUGAGGGCAACCAGUUUACGGGAGAGUUGCCCUCGUUCGACCACAUGGGCCGUCUCAACAUAUUUCCAAGGAGCUUCAGCGACCUCACAGCCACCGAAAGCCGUCUCCCCCUCAAUGCUACCGGUGGAGACGAACCUUUACAGCACCGCAGCUUGUACACUGCAGUGGUGGAGGAGGCUCUCUCCGUUCUCCAGGCACCUCCAAACCUGCUGCUGCUGCAGCUGCUUCCACUGGCAGUGCUGCUGCAGCUGGCGUUGGCGUUGUCACUGGCCAUUCUGAGGCGCCUCAAGAAUCGACCCCCCACACGCUACUUCUUUUCAAGAAGAGCCCUUGCUGCCCGGCAAGCUGCCAUGGAUGUGGAGAUCACUUGA